AAAUUUUCUUAUUCACCAUCUUCCAUAUCUCUCUCUCUCUCUCCACACCUACAUCGAUUUUGUCUCAAUCAAAAUGGAACCACCAUGGAUCGACGACAUCGCCGACGACCUCCAAAGCAUAAGCUUCAAUUCCACCACCACCACCACCACAACCGCCACCGAUAUCAACCGGAGCACAAGCUCCAGUUCCGAAACCACGUGGACAACCGCCACUAACUCUUCACGUACCACCAUAACCACCACAAAACCAUCAUCAGGAGACCCCUGUUGGAAUGCUAUACAUUCUGAGCCCAAUAAUGGCAACGGUUUAUCUCUUGCUGACCUCCGGUUCAUUCACAGGCUCGGUGCGGGUGAUAUCGGGUCGGUUUAUUUAUCAGAAAUUAAAAAAUCAUCAUCAUCAAUGAAGAAUGCGGUUUUUGCGGCUAAAGUAAUGGAUAAAAGGGAACUGGCGAGACGAAAUAAAGAAGGAAGGGCCAAAACAGAGAAAGAGAUAUUGGAAAUGUUGGAACAUCCUUUUUUGCCUACCUUGUAUGCCUCUUUAGAGUCGCCUAAAUGGUCGUGUCUUUUGACUGAGUUUUGUCCCGGUGGUGAUCUUCAUGUCCUCCGUCAACGUCAGCCUUUCAAACGCUUCCCUGAUUCCGCCGUCAGGUUUUACGCAUCGGAGGUAGUAGUAGCUAUUGAGUAUCUUCACAUGCUAGACAUUGUUUACCGAGAUCUCAAACCCGAAAAUGUUUUAGUCCGAACCGAUGGUCACAUUAUGCUUACCGAUUUUGACCUCUCUUUAAAAUGUGACCUUACUGCCUCCACCCCGGCUCAAGUUUUCUCGGGUCAAAACGGCCUGAACCCUCUACCACCAUUAUUUUUCGACCCACCUAAAGUGACAUCCUCCUCAUGCAUUUUACCAAAUUGUAGAAUCCCAUCGGUCUCGUGCCUUAAUCCCAUGAGAAGACGCAAGAAAAAGCCUGGGAACCACUCUGGCCCGCAAUUUGUAGCCGAGCCAGUAGACGUGCGUUCUAUGUCAUUUGUUGGGACGCACGAGUAUCUAGCACCCGAGAUUGUGUCGGGGGAGGGGCAUGGAAGUGCGGUGGAUUGGUGGACGUUAGGGAUUUUUAUGUUUGAACUUUUUUAUGGUUUUACGCCUUUUAGAGGGAUGGAUAAUGAGUUAACGUUAGCGAAUAUUGUAGCUCGUGCUCUCGAGUUCCCUAAAGAUCCCGUGAUCCCGGCUAUGGCUAAGGAUUUAAUAUCUCAGUUGUUGGUUAAAGACCCGGUUGGGAGAUUAGGGUCUACUAUGGGCGCCUCGGCUAUCAAACAACACGGGUUCUUUCAAGGUGUGAAUUGGGCACUUUUGAGAUGCACCACACCACCUUAUGUUCCUCCGCCGUAUAACAGGCGUGAAGUUGUGUCGGAUGAUAGUUGUUCUGACACUCCCGUGGAAUAUUAUUAGCAUCAUUAGCGGGUUGAGUUCAGUUCAAACAUUCAAUCAUAAUGUGUAUAGAUUUUGGGUUAUUAUCGAUCUUGUGUUGGAGGAGAUUCUUUGGAUUAUGUAGUGAUACAAUUUCAUGGUAUUUGUGACAAACAACUUGUUUGAAAUUAAGGUGGAACUAGGUAAAAACGUGCGAGUCUAUUUCAAUUUUCAAAUGUAGAAUUUUAUUAUCUACGAUACAUAUUCAUUUUUAA
Erigeron canadensis is the source of this 1677-nucleotide messenger RNA. Its product is annotated as serine/threonine-protein kinase D6PKL2-like. The record is from RefSeq and is a predicted model, not a curated record. The coding region runs from base 74 to 1444 and encodes 456 amino acids. NCBI's taxonomy places the organism in Eukaryota, Viridiplantae, Streptophyta, Magnoliopsida, Asterales, Asteraceae. Gene Ontology annotation, biological process: protein phosphorylation. Gene Ontology annotation, cellular component: cytoplasm; nucleus; plasma membrane. Gene Ontology annotation, molecular function: ATP binding; protein serine/threonine kinase activity. The transcript has 2 exons.